Messenger RNA from Phlebotomus argentipes, 1188 nucleotides. RefSeq names its product attacin-B-like. The transcript has a single exon. Gene Ontology annotation, biological process: defense response to bacterium. Gene Ontology annotation, cellular component: extracellular region. The record is from RefSeq and is a predicted model, not a curated record. Bases 307 to 843 code for a protein of 178 amino acids. Lineage: Eukaryota; Metazoa; Arthropoda; Insecta; Diptera; Psychodidae.
UUGAUCGCUAUGAGAUCAUUUCACUCUCAUUCAUAAGAAGUGGACAAAAAAUGAAGUGAGUACUGAAGGAUGAUCGUCUUCCCAUACACUGCAGUUCGGAGGAAUCCCCAGAGCGGUGAUUCCCUGUGUUAGAAAUGAUAAUUCUGUUGAGACGUUGCGAAGGGGAUUUUUCUCUGAUUACGGGAAGUUUUCCUCAUCUCAUCGGGAGUAUAUAUAAAGUCGCGGUGUUUUCAGAUGGAUCACAAGUUCUCAGCAAUUUGAAUUGGCAAGAAGUCAAGUGAAUUCCUUCAAAGAAUCUCAUUCAAAAUGAUCUCAGUCAAAGUUGUGUUCUUACUUGCCUGCGCAGUGUCUGCUGCUCUUGCAUAUCCUUUGGAGUAUCCUGAGGAGUCCGUUCCCCUAGAUCUCGUGGAAGAGUUGCUGCAUUUUCUGCCUCUGCCUGUGAGGGAUCGCGUGCGUCGCCAGACGAUCUUCGGCGGUGUGACUCCAGGAAGUGCAGGAGGUGUUCAGGGAACAAUUGGCGCUCGGGGAACUCUGUAUGAGAACGGCGGACAUCGCGUCGACGGACAUGGCAGCGUGUCUCGCCAGUGGCAUCCCACAGGACCCACGACUCUCGGUGCGGGAGUUGACUACACCGGACCAAGAGGAUCUGCGUCCGUGAACGCCCAGCAUCAGCAUCGCUUCGGCACGAGUCUCGGCAUUGAGGGCAAAGCCAAUCUCUACAGGAGCCCUAAUGGAAUGACGUCCUUGGACGCCACCGGAGGCUAUCAGCGCCACUUUGGAGGACCCUUCGGCACAUCUAAGCCCAAUUACAACGUCGGAUUGGGACUCACUCAUCGCUUCUAAGCCCAAAUAUUUAUUUUCCUUCACCUCUGGACGUUAUUUAAAAACAUUGAAAUUUAUUGGUUAAUUUUAGUAAAAUAAAUUUUAUUCAACAACGCUUGUAACAAAAUACCAGUCUUUCUUGAUCCUAUUUCUUAGUCUUACAAUCAAUCAUACGCCAAGAUGCAAAAAAUUCAUCUCAUCGAAUUGGAUUAGUCUAAGGCAGUUUUAAGGCUAUCAGGAAGAGAAUAUUUCUCUUAAUCUGAUGGACUUAAAGCUACUCUUUGAACAUAACAACAAUUAUACUAUUUUCUCUGAUUGGAUACAGUUAUUCAAAAGUUUCCUCUCUGGUCUGAGCAUACAUUUACA